Molecule: messenger RNA, 1212 nt
Organism: Pistacia vera
Lineage: Eukaryota; Viridiplantae; Streptophyta; Magnoliopsida; Sapindales; Anacardiaceae
Product: receptor-like protein 9DC3
Exons: 3
Coding region: 1-1212 (403 amino acids)
Molecular function (GO): protein binding
Source: RefSeq, a predicted model, not a curated record
AUGACAGUCAAAAAGUUUGCAGUUCGUGUUCUUUACGUGAUGGAGGAUCCUAGAAUAAUGGGAUUCAAAUUUCAUUAUAAUCAAGUUCUCUGCCUCCUCUUCCUGUUCUUGUAUACUGGUUUUGAAGUCAAUUCAACAGUCAUAUGCAAUCCCAAAGAGAGUCUUGCCUUGCUCCAAUUUAAGAACACCACUCCAGUUGAGCUUACUGCGUCUCCUACUGCUAAAUAUGUUUGUACUCCUCAGACACUCUCUUGGGUGGGGGUUACAGAUUGCUGCUUUUGGAAAGGAGUAACAUGUGAUAAUGUAACAGGUAAUGUAAUUGGCUUGGACCUCAGUUCCAGUAGUUUGACUGGUACCAUCCACGACAACAACACUCUCUUCCAACUUUCCCACCUUCAAUGGCUCAAUCUUAAUCAUAAUAUUUUUUACGAUCCCCCAAUAUCAUCUGUGUUUGGUUUGUUAAGAGAUUUGACGCAUCUUAACCUUUCUACUUCUGGAUUUUCUGGCCUAGUACCUUCUGAAAUAUCUCACCUAUCCAAAUUGGUUUCAGUUGAUCUUGGCUUUAACGGGCUGAGAUUUGAGCCACAAAAUUUCGCGUUGCUGGAAUCUAACGGGGUUUUUUCCGCAGUCCAAUUGGAGCAGUCCACUCAGGUUGUUGGAUCUCUCUUCACAAGUUUCAAAGGAGAAAUACCGCAUGCAGUUGGAAACUUAAAAUUCUUGGAAGGAAUAUUUCUUUCAAGUUGUUCUUUCACAGGGCCAAUUCCAGCAUCAUUUGGGAACCUCACUCAACUCACCGAUUUGUGGCUCGAUGAAAAUGCUUUAACCGGUCAAGUCCCAUCAUCAAUGUCGAAGCUAGAGCAGCUUACCCAUAUACAGCUUUCAUGGAACUCGUUGGCAGGUCAGAUUCCAAAUUUUGGUAACCUUAGUAAGCUGACAUUUUUAAGUCCUUCAUGGAAUAAUUUUAGUGGUCCUCUCCCUUAUCAUGUGAGUCGUCGUCCGUAUUUAACCGACAUAGACUUGUCUCAUAACUUUCUCAGCGGUAAAGUACCACCGGAGUUGUUCAGUUUGCCAUCUUUGCAGACUUUACGACUCAGUGAUAAUACAUUCUCCGCUCCUAUUGAACAAUUCGAGCCGUCUAAUUCAUUGUCUGAUGUUGAUUUGAGUAAUAAUAAGAUAAGUGGUUCAAUUCCAAGUUCCAUGUUUAAAUUGUGA